This is a messenger RNA of Pseudoliparis swirei, 1203 nucleotides long. RefSeq names its product cilia- and flagella-associated protein 251-like. NCBI's taxonomy places the organism in Eukaryota, Metazoa, Chordata, Actinopteri, Perciformes, Liparidae. Gene Ontology annotation, molecular function: calcium ion binding. The record is from RefSeq and is a predicted model, not a curated record. The transcript has 7 exons. Bases 1 to 1203 code for a protein of 400 amino acids.
AUGCACUCUGGGCCUGACGGCAACCUGAUAAUUCAUUUGGAGCUGUGCGUCUCAGAGGGAAAUAUCUCUCCGUCUCUGGAGCUGCUGAACACGGUGUCCUCCAGCCAUGUGUCUCGUGGUCUGCUGUCUGGUCCUGAGCAGGUAGUGGGCCGUGGCUUUUUGGGGCUUUCCCCCAGAAAACAGCUGCUUGCUGCAGCCGUCAGAAAAGGUCUUCCAAAAUGGCCCCUGCUCCUGCUGGUCCUCCUGUGCCCAGCGCAGGGCCCGCUGUCUGGGGCCGUGAGCGCCCAGGACGGGGCCGGGGCCCACGAAGACCUCCGGGCCGGAAACGUGACAGAGGUCGUGGCUGAAGAGGGAGAAACCACUGAGGGUGCAGGUGAGGAAGAUGAGCAGGUAGCCGAAGAGGAGAAUGAAGAAGAGUCAGAUGAUGAUGAUGAAGAGGAAGAUAAUGAAGAAGAGGAGGAAGAGGAGACUGCUGAGGAAGAGGAGGGGCAAGAAAAGGAAGAGGCUGACGAUGAGGAGGAAGAAGAGGCUGACGAUGAGGAGCAAGAAGAUGCUGAUGAUGAGGAGGAUGCAGAGGAAGACAAGGAAGAGGGCGAGGAGACUGCAAAUGAGGAAGAGGAUGACUCUGAAGAAGAGCAAGACGAUGAAGAGGGGCAGAUGGUUAUAGAUGAGGAAGACGAUGCUGAAGAGGAGGAAGACGAUGAACAGGGGGAGGAGGCUGCAGAUGAGGAAGACGAUGCCGAAGAAGAGGAAGACGACGAACAGGGGGAGGAGGCUGCAGAUGAGGAAAAUGAGGAUGAUGCUGAAGAAGAAGAGGACGCCGAUGAGGCAGCAGUGGAGGAGGAAGAGGAGGCUUCUGAAGACGAUAAUGAUGCAACUGAAGUAGUUGAGUUAGCUGAAGAAGCGGAAGAAAAAGAAGAUGAUGAAGAAGCAACUGAAGCAGAGGAAGAUGACGCAAAGGAAUCGAGCCAAGAGGAGGCUGACAUGCUGCAAUUCCGCUCCGGCUCUUUGUGUAGCGUUUGCUCCAUCUGUGAGUACUGCUCUAAUAACUGUGGCGAAUGCCCGUGUGAAGAGGGAGAGGAGUCCGACCACUGUGAGCACUGCCAAGAAUGCUCAUCCUGCUACAUUUGCCCAAUACUGUGUGACACCAUUUGCACACCAGGUGGCCUUAUUGACGAGCUAACUGGGACCCUCUUUCAGUAA